Molecule: messenger RNA, 2731 nt
Organism: Orbicella faveolata
Lineage: Eukaryota; Metazoa; Cnidaria; Anthozoa; Scleractinia; Merulinidae
Source: RefSeq, a predicted model, not a curated record
AUUCAAAAUAAGUAGUUUAUUAACGGAAAUGCACCUUCUGCUUUCGCUUGAUUCUCUCAGGUUUGCCAACUUUUUUUGAAGUGGUUCCAAAUGUAUGGCGUCUUAAUUUCUUGCUUUUUUGGAGAAAUAGAAUUUCGAUCGUAUUUUUGUAUCAAUUUAGGCUUAGGCUGGUGUGCCAACUUAAGUGGCAUUUUAUUUUUGGAGUUCACGGGCAGUUUUUAUUUUUUUUUUUGAGGGGGGCGGGGAGGGGGGUGGAGAUGGGGAAGGGGCUACGCACCCAAUUCCCUCCCUAGCCUGUGUUAAGGAGGGAGUAAACGGGGAUGGGGUAGUGAACGCCCGUCACGCAAGCUAAUGACAUGGCACCCAGGGUUUGUUGUAUCACCGUAUAUAUUUACUUGCUGCUUGUAUUUUGGUUCAUCAUAAUUCAGCACAAUCGUGAAAAAUUUACAUCAGAUCUACCUCUAGCUUAACGUACUACAGUCUAAUAGGUUACCGUAAAUCCUCGAAUUAGCGCCCCUCCCUUCCUCGAAUAAGCGCCUUCCUCGCCUCCCCCCACUUUGUGGACGAGUAAUUGGACAACAAAGGAUGUAUAGUUUUCGUCGUGUUUAAUCGCUCUCGUCCAGCCUUUUUUAUACAGUCAUUGGUGAUUUACAUCCUUACAAUACAGAAAACAUGUCUUUUCUUCUAAAGUUACAUCCUACAAUUUCUUGUUUCAGUUUGUGACCAAUAAGUUGUGACCAGUGAGUCAGUGAGUCAGUGAGUCAGAGAAUCAGUGAGUGAGUCAGUCCCUCGGCUAGUCAUCGCUUCUUCAUAAUCUAGAGAAGGCUAACGCUCACUAACUCGUUACGGCGGUUACUUUACCUUAAUCAACUUUAAAUUGACAAAUAGCAGAUCAAUAAGUGCGAUGGUCAACUUGUCAGUCUAUCAAUCGGUCUGUUUGUCAGUCAGUCAGUGAGCCAGUCAGUGAGUCAGUCAGUCAGUCAAUCAGUCAGUCAUCCCUUCUUCAUAACAAAGACCAACUCGCUAAUUUACCUUAAUCAACUUUAAACUGAUAAAUGGCAGAUCAAUAAGUGCGAUGUUCAGCCCGUCAGUCAAUCGGUCUGUCUGUUAGUCAGUCAGUCAGUCAGUCAGUCAGUCAGUCAGUCAGUCAAUGAGAUCUAUUUGCACUAAUUUAUGGAUCCACGAGUUUUGCACAUUUUUGCACUUAAUUGACAUAAUCGGGAAUGUGACGGGUUUUACAGACACAAAGUAUAAACGAAAGCGCUUGGUUCGUAGCCUAAUAUCUUCUCACUCACUCCCUCCCCCCACCCUCCAAAAAACAAUCAAAACAAAAAAAAAAGAUGUCUGGUUGAAUAUGUUAGGAACAAAUAGGCAAUUCUGUUCCAAAGGAACGUACAGUAUGAAUUAACUUGAGACAAAAUUUAGAAUUCAUUUCUAAAUGUACUUUUUAAGACACGAAUGACGUCUUUACUCCAUUACACAAGGGAAAAUUAUCGUGCGGUUCGUUAAGUGAAGUGUGGAUUAAAAUCUUUUGUAUUAUGCUAAGUACCUUUUGUUUUUGUUUGCCAAAAAGGGUCCUAGUGUGAAAGAUUAUUAUUGACGUUUGGCUCCUAAUUGAUUUGAAAGCGUUUUUCAAAGACUUUGAUAAAUAAAAAACGUGGCAUAAGCAAACAAAAAAGUUUCCAAGUUUAUGAUGGACGGUCGGUGCAGUGAUAAGUUUUGGGAGAAAACAAUUUAAUUUUCGCAGGAUUAAUUGUGAAGAAGCAUCACUGAGGGACCUGAAUUAUUACUUUAACUUGCUAUGACAAAAUUUUAAUUUCUUGGUCGCACUGUGUAACGUAUGGCGCGGUAACCAAGACCAAACUGAUCACAACAAUAAUAAGACUGCAGUUUGGUUCAACUUAUAAGCGAACUUCGGAAUGUCACAACACAAGUUGCACAUCUGCGCGGAAAAGCCAUCGAACUGGAAAGCGAAGAAAGGAAAAGUUCUUUUGAGUUGUAAUCUGCUCGGAGAAAGCGUCCGACACGACAGGCCUGUAAGCACUGAUGUCAUGAUGGGACAAAAAGUUUGGCAAGCAGACGAAGGUAUUUUCUUUCGCUCUAGGGCAGCAACAUAUAACGGAUCGCCAUCGUCUACUUACGACUUUACCGGUACAGCAACCUGCUAUAGCUGUCUUUUUGACGAGGCUAACGGUCGAGAAUUCUGCGAGAUUAUGGGCUCCAGAUAUUGUAAACAUUGUAUUAAAACGAGCAGACAGAAAGAGAUUGACGACGAAGUUACCAGUGCACUAGGAAUUUCAGAAAACGGAUGCAAAUCUUCAUUCGGAGAUACCUUUUUUCAAAUAAGAAAAAGCCCUACUUUGGCGUUUCCAAGCGGCAGACGGUUAUUUACGCGUUUACACAAUUUGACCUCCAAAUCCGAAUACUACAUUAAUCCAACCGACGGCAUUGGAACUGAUUUAGCUUCUGCUCAGGAAAUUUCAUGUGAAACAGGUUCUUCGGUCGACAGGAAACUUCAGAUGUUGAACCAAAGUACUCCAACUCUCCAGGUUCCUGGAAAAGAGCGAGUUGCAAGGACCCAGAAAAAGCGAAAAAAUGGUGGGACUGGCAUUAUGAAGAGAAAAUUUGUAACGUUUAAUGGAUUGCCAAUCGAACCACCAUUGAUAACGGUUGAUUUAUCGAACCAGAUUAUGAACCAUCCUUCUGCUAAGGAGAGCUAAAAUAGAGCACG